GUGACACAAUGCAAUGAUGUUCAGUAUCAAACUCAAGUUCGGGAGGUUCAUCCUGGGGACACAGUGACUCUCUACUGUGUUUUUUCAAAUGAAGAUAUCAAUAUGUUCUGGUACAAACAAAUGGUGGGGCAAAAGCCUCAAAGUAUUGUAACAAUGACAAAAUAUGAUAUGCCUGUAUGGCACAAGGACUUUAACCAUUCACGUUCCAAUGUGGAGAAGGCUGAUGCUGACGGGAUGUAUCGACUUGCUAUUACAAACAUGGACCCAACAGAUGAAGCCGUGUACUAUUGUGCAGUGAGAACAGCCUAUGAAGUCAACUUUAUCAAUGGGACUCUUUUACUAUUGAAAGGUAAUCAUAGUACCUAAAUACUAUUAACAUGAGUACAUUUCCAUGUUAUUCAAACAGCUCCCUUUGUACCCCCUUUGUGUUAAUUGUUUGAAUGCCAAUAGUAGCAUGCACAUUAGUGUUAUCAGAAAAACCCUUAUUAAUGUAUUCAAUUAGCUGACAAAAUGUAAUGCUUAGAAUCUUUGUGAAGCAUGUGAUAUGAAAACAUAUAUACCAUUUAGGUAAUAAUCUUCAGAGGUCACACUACCUUACUGUAGUGCAGAGGCCAGUGUCUGACCCAGUCCAUCCAGGAGACUCUGUGACUCUGCAGUGUACAGUACUCUCUGAGACCUGUACAGGAGAACACAGUGUGUACUGGUUCAGAGCCGGAUCAGGGGAAUCCCAUCCAGGAGUCAUUUACACCCCUGGGAACAGGAGUGAUGAGUGUGAGAAGAGCCCUGAGACUCCCUCUCCUACAAAGAGCUGUGUCUACAGCCUCUCCAAGAACAACCUCAGUCUCUCUGAUUCUGGGACUUACUACUGUGCUGUGGCCACAUGUGGGGAGAUCCUGUUGGGCAACGGAACAAACCUGAAUAUUGGUAGGUAGUAUAUAUUUAUAUAUCUAAAAUCUACAACAUUCUUAACAACUGAAGCCAUGAUUAAAGGUUGAAUAGCAUCAGUUCUUAAAGUUGUAAACUUAAUAAACUUUAUUUUACAUAAGUAUGAAUGCCAAAACUAUGAUUUUGUUUGACAUUUCUAGUAAAAGCAACAGAUCCUGUAAUCAUUGCUCUGGGAGUGACCUCGGCUGUCUGUGUGAUUGGGAUCAUUAUCCUCAUCUGCACCAGACAUACUAGACCAGUUUGUGAACAUUGUAAAGGUGAGCUGCUUAAUGUUGCAAAUUGUUGAGGAGUAUCUAAAAUUGUUCGGUACAUUUCCCUUUGCGAGUCUUUAGUCAUUUUUAUGCUUUGUUUUUAUCCAUGGAAACAGUGGGUGCUUCUCAGCAUAUCGGGCACGACAACUCAACUAGAGAAUCAAGCAGCCAGGUAAACACAGCAAAGUUGUCUAAUCAAUAUUGUCCAGAAAUGUAACAUGGCAUAACUUUUGUAAUGAGAUAUUUCCUAGAUUGAUUACUACUCCACCUUGUAUUAUUAUUUUAGGACUACGGAUCCCGUUAGGGUUUAAUAUUGUAAAACAGUUUGAUGAAAAUAUGAUUCUUCACAGGAUCAAGAUGGAGUUACGUUGAAUUAUGCUGCAUUGAAUUUCUCUGAGAGGAAAACUAAAAGAGGAGGAAAGAAGAGAGAGUCACCACAGGAGAGUGUGUACUCUGAUGUCAGGUGCUCAGACUGGGAGUGAACUACAGUACAGAGGAAUACAUUUUGGUCAAUCAACUAUUUUUUAAUUGCUACUUUAUACUGUAAUUGUCAAGACAAACAAGCAACACUCUUUUUGUAUCAUAGGGCAACAGUGUUUUUCUAAUCUCUGCAACCAGAACCAAAUCUUGUGAGUAAAGGAACCAGGACUCAUCCUCUAUCCUGUAUUUUAUUGUUCAUGUUUUCAAGUAAUUCAAAUAUUAAUCCCAAUUGUUGUUGUAAUGUUAAAUGAACCUUGUGAUUUUUUUUUUUUUUUUUUAUCUACUAUACUUUGUAUAGUAUCAUUGCAUACCACAGCAUUUCUUGAGUUCAAAUUGGAAUGUAUUAAUCUGUUUAUGUACAGUAUAUUUUGCUUUAUUACAUUACAAAAUGUACCAUUACAUAUUAAAACACAUUUCACCAAUAAAUGAUUGUUUCCAUGUGACCCAGUGCAGUCUCUCAAAGUUGCAUGAAUAAUGUCAUAAUGAAAAACCUCCAUAGCCCGUACCGCUUCCUGGAGGUCAUCUGGGCACCCUUUCCACCCAUGUAUAUCCAACACUCCCUCUUACAAUUCAUGCAAGAUAACCACACUGCAGUUUCACAUAUACCCUGUUCACUUUGCUAAACUGAGCUGUACUGCACUUCCCUAGUUGCCUGGCAAGCAUAAAGAUGUAGGAUCUUAAUUUGAUCACACUGUUGCAUGAGAACGUUCCUGCAAGCAGGACAUUUUAACUUCAAAUCAAAUUGUAUUUGUCACAUGCUUUGUAAACAACAGGUGUAGACUAACAGUGAAAUGCUUACUUACGGGCCAUUCCCAAAUAUGAAACAUUUAAAAAAUAAUAUGCUCUCAAUGGUGCAGCUGUAGAACUAAUUGAGGAUCUGAGGCCCCAUGCCAAAUCUUUUCAGCCUCCUGAGGGGGAAGAGGCGUUGUCGUGCCUUCUUCACAACUACAUUGGUGUGUGUGGACCAUGUUAAUUCCUUAGUGAUGUGGACACAGAGGAACAUGAAGCUCUCGACCCGCUCCACUACAGCCCUGACGAUAUGGAUGGGGGAGUGCUCGGCCAUCCGUUUCCUGUAGUCCACGAUCAGCUCCUUUGUCUUGCUGACGUUGACGGAAAGGUUGUUGUCCUGGCACCCCACUGCCAGGUCUCUGACCUUCUCCUUAUAGGCUGCGUCAUCAUCGUCGGUGAUCAGAACUACCACCAUCGUGUCGUCAGCAAACUUGAUGAUGGUGUUGGAGUCGUGAGUGGCCACGCAGUCGUGGGUGAACAGGGAGCACAGGAGGGGACUAAGCAUGCACCCCUGUGGGGCCCCCGUGUUGAGGGUCAGUGUUGCGGAGGAGAUGUUACCUACCCUCACCAGCUGGGGUCGGCCAGUCAGGAAGUCCAGGAUCCAGUUGCAAAGGGAGAUGUUCAGUCCCAGGGUUCUAAGCUAGGGCGUCCCUAUGGCUCUCCACCUCCCACUUUUCUGUGCGAGGGCUUUUGCCUCUUGCCAGGUCCUCCCUGCUUUACUCAGUUCCUGUAGAGUGGAGCGUCUCCAGUUGGUUUUGGCCUUCUCUGCUUUCUUUUUCCUUGUGGGUUGUAGCCAAGCACUUGUCUUGUUUUGUGUAUUGUGUCUUUCCUGAGUGAUCCUGCGUGAUCUCCAUUUUCUUCUCCUCAGACUGAUGAUGACCUGGCCCUAAAGCAGCUAAAACAGCUAUUCCUUGACCCUAAAGGCCUGGAUUAGAAUAGCGCUGUCCUAUGCCAUCCUGUUUGUAGGGUAGGAUCUCUGUAACAUGUGUACCAACACUGUACGUACACUCCACCUGCCUAUGUAACCACCAGGUUAAUACAUAGGUAUCAUUGGUAGACAAUUACCUUUAACUAGGUGUAAUAUCUGACAAAGGAUUACAUUAUGGUUGGUGUUGUGCCAUCAUGGUUAUUAUAUUACCUGGACAAUAAAGGUACAAUGAGCUCAGAACGUUGUGAACUUUUGGUUGGCUAUUCCCCUUCACAAAACUAUUGGCAGUGACUGACUUUGGCAUGACAUUGUUAUUCUAUCUUCUAUUCUUUUGUCCAAGCAUCUUUUGAUUUGGCGCCAUCCAGUGGCUGUUUUGUAUAGUUGCAGCUAGCGUGUACUAUCCUGUGCUACUUCUUUGUUGGUGGUAAAACAGGAAAUAGAAAAUUAUGCAGUUCAGCCUCAUUGUUGGAAAAGAGCGACAUAAUACUGCUGUUUAUCUUCUGCCAUCCUUCUUGUUAAGCCUUCGUAAAGCACUGCCUGUAAGUACAAAUAAUUUGAUAAUUUAUGUUCAUCUUUUAGUAUUGUAAGUAUUUUCUGCAGGUCAUGUUUUAAUUCUGAGUUUUGAAAGUAAAUCGAUUACAUGUAUUCCCUCGCUAGCCUAGCCUGCCUGUUAAGUGCAGUUUUGCAGCUAGCUUCUCUCUGCAUGUGAUUUCUCUUUACACUUAAGUUAGCUUACAUGUUACUUAGAUACUAAUCCUGUUAGAACAGUAUUCAAUCAGGAUACGAACGUUUUCUAUGUACAGUGUUGGUCAAGUAUUGUACUGUUCACUAUGCGACGAUGAAUCAUCGGUUAGACUCUGUUGUGCAUUUAUAUUGCCUUUUAGUCUGGGCUGCUCCAAUCAUUUCAUUUUUCUGUAUAGUUACAGUUUUACACAGUUUCAACUAUAAAACUGGAGGUUUAUAGAAAGCCUAUCCCUGACUCUGGUUCAGUUCUUGAUUGGAGUUUGGCUGGCUGUCAAAUUAUGGUUGCAUACACCUUAAGGAGGACAGUACAGUAAAAAGGCAAGCGACCAGUUGGCACAACUACUACGGCAGUGGAUCCAUGCACAGUAAAACAGAACCUGCAUCAUGGAAGCUAAAGGAAAACAAGACAACCAGACAACCAAGACAACCAGCCAGCUUAGUGCUAGCUGUGCCACUAGAGAUCCUGGUUCGAGUCCAGGCUCUGUCGCAGCCGGCCGCGACCGGGAGACCCAUGGGCGGCGCACAAUUGUUCCAGCGUCGUCCAAGGUAGGGGAGGGUUUGGCCGGCAGGGAUGUGGGUUUGUUUCCCACGGGGGGGCAGUAUGAUUAUUUUAUUUUUUUAAAUACAAAAAAUUAAAUAAAAUUAAUUAAUUAAUUGCAUUCACUAACUGUAAGUCGCUCUGGAUAAGAGCGUCUGCUAAAUGACCUAAAUGUAAAUGUUCCCAGGUCAGUUCCAGAACGGGAUCGUCAAGAUCAUCAGUUGCUGCAGCUACUAGUGCCCGUGCCAGGGCAGAGGAAGCACGCACCCGCGCAUCAUUCGCCGACAGAGAAGCGUGGAUCAAGGUAGAAAAAGCUCAAUUUGAAGCGGAGUUAGAUGCAUUAAACCUUCAUAGAGAGGCAGCCGAAGCACUGGCUCAGGCGGAGAUCUGGGAGGCAGCGAUACAGCUACAGGAUGAGGGACGAACAGGCAAAUACGUCAGGGAGCAGGCUAAGCUACAUACUAGCCGUCCUUCCUUCCCAAGCCUAGAACCAGCAUACGAUGACAGUAGGUCGCCUCCCAAUCCUGAUGACAUGCUAGCCACUUGGAAGACCCCAGGUUACGGCAACCCACUCACUCACUCUGAAGAGUGACACAACUCAAUGCUCACAGAGAGACACUCACCACAACAAUACAGGAAUUUCUGCUGCUAAGGCAUCACAACUCAAAAGAGAACAUGGCCAUACAUUUACACAUGCUCUUAUCCAGAGCGACUUACAGUUAGUGAGUGCAUACAUUAUUUUUUUCAUACUGGCCCCCCCGUGGGUAUCGAACCCACAACCCUGGCGUUGCAAACGCCAUGCUCUACCAACUGAGCUACAUCCCUGCCGGCCAUUCCCUCCCCUACCCUGGGCCAAUUGUGAACCGCCCCAUGGGUCUCCCGGUCGCGGCCGGCUACGACAGAGCCUGGAUUCGAACCAGGAUCUCUAGUGGCACAGCUAGCACUGCGAUGCAGUGCCUUAGACCACUGCGCCACUCGGGAGCUAGCUCAGCCCUACACCCCUCAGCAACACACAGCUCUAGGAGACCAGAGUCAAGCUCCUAACAUGAUAGACUUUGCCAAAUAUCUAGCACGUCGUGAGUUGAAACACACAUGACUCACACAGUUCAACGACAAGCCUGAGAGCUUUAGGGCAUUGCAGUCCUCAUUCAACAAUGCUACCAAGGACCUGGACCUCACCGCUAGCGAGGAGCUGGAUCUGCUAACAAAAUGCCUGGGUAAGGAGUCGUCACAACAUGUAAAGAGGGUCCGCUCAGUGCACGUCAACGACCCAAGUGCAGCCCUGAAAAGGGCCUGGGACAGACUGAAGCAGUGUUAUGGCUCAUCAGUAGUCAUAGAAAUGUCACUCUUCAAGAAGUUGGACAGCUUCUCCAGAAUCUCUAGCAAAUAAUAUUCCAAGCUAAUGGAACUUGUAGAUCUCCUGAUGGAAGUUCAGUCUGCAAAAGAAGAUGGAGACUUACUUGCUCUAACUUACCUGGACACCGUCCGUGGUAUCAGCCCCAUAGUAGAAAAACUGUCCCACGGCCUUCAGGAAAGAUGGAUUUCCAAUGGUUCAAGGUAUAAAAAGAAAAAAGCCAGUGCUUUCCUCCAUUCUCCUUCACAAAGUUCAUAUGCGAUGAAGCAAGAACUAGAAACGACCCGAGCUUUGCCCUUUCUAAUAGUGGCGGCAGUGGACCUGCGAGAAGUGAGUACCCAGCCAUGAGGAACAUGAGAACCCCUAUAUCUGUACACAAAAUGGACGUCGCCACCGCAGCUGACCCCAACACAGUAACCACAGAAAAUAAAGAAGAUUGCCCCAUCCACAACAAACCACAUCCGCUCAGAAAAUGCAGAGGCUUCAGAGCCAAAACCAUCGACGAGAACAAGACCUUUCUCAAAGAGAAGAAGAAUAUGCUUCAAGUGCUGUACUUCAUCCUACCAUCUGGCAAAAGACUGCACCAUAGCAUUGAAAUGUGAAGAGUGUGAAAGCGAAAGGCACAGCAAUGCAUCCAAGCCCUGCCCCCUGGACCAAACAGCCCCCCAGCUCUAUGUCAGAGAACGGCGGGGAGGGGGAAGGAAACCCUACCACUGCACCCGCAAUCAGCUCCCAAUGUACUGAGGUAUGUGGUAAGGGUGUUACAGCCCGUUCAUGCUCAAAGAUUUGCCUAGUGAGAGUAUACCCCAAGGGGCAGCGUGAAAGUGCUGUCAAACUUUAUGCUAUACAAGACGACCAGAGCAACCGCUCAUUGGCAAGAUCAGACUUCUUCAAUCUGUUCAGUAUUCAGGGCAACCCGUCUCCCUACUCUCUGAAGACCUGUGCAGGCCACCUCUCCCGAACAACCGCAUGCAGGCGCUCACCCGUCUCACCUCUCUACGCCGUAGCCUGGACAAGAAGCCUGAGAUGAAAGAGCAGUUUGUCACCUUCAUGGAGAAGAUAUUCGUAAACAACAAUGCAGAACCAGCACCCCCACUGAAGGACGGAGAAGAGUGUUGGUACCUCCCGACCUUCGGGGUCUACCAUCCACAAAAGCCGGGUCAGAUCAGGGUAUUGUCUCUCCCUCAACAACGUGCUGCUCACAGGCCCAGACCUAAACAACAGUCUUCUGGGAGUUCUCAUUAGCUUCUGGAAAUAACCUGUAGCAAUAACGGCAGAUAUCCAACAGAUGUUUCAUUGUUUCGUUGUGAGAGAAGAUCACAGAAACUACCUGAGAUUCUUAUGGUACAGAGACAAUGACAUCACAAAAGACAUCAUUGAGUACAGGAUGAAGGUCCAUGUCUUUGGCAACAGCCAUCUACGGGCUCAGGCGAGCCGCUCAAGAAGGUGAGCAAGACCACGGAGCAGACACUCGACAGUUCGUGGAGAGACAUUUCUAUGUGGAUGAUGGGCACAAGACACAGAGGCCAUCGACCUGCUAUGGAGAACACAAGCAUCACUCGCUGAGUCAAACAUACAACUGCACAAGAUUGCAUCAAACAGUGCGACUGUGAUGGAGGCAUUUCCCCCAGAAGACCAUGCCAAGCGCGUAAAAGAUUCAGGCCUCGGAGGAGAAACUACACCAAUGACGCAGUCUUGGUUUAUGCUGGGAAAUAACAACAGACACCAUCACCUUCGGAGUAUCAGUCAGCAGCAAACCAUUCACACGACGUGGAGUCCUGUCAACGGGUAACAGCCUCUUCGACCCUCUCGGCCUGGUAGCUCCAGUAACCAUACAGGGCAGAGCCAUACUGCGGGAACUCUCCUCAGACACUUGUGAUUGGGAUUCACCACUCCCCGAAGAAAAGCUGAAAGAAUGGGAAGCAUGGAGGGACUCACUACAGGAUCUGAAGCAGCUCCAUAUCCCACGCACCUACACUAAGAACUCACUCUCAAAGACAAAACGCACAGAGCUAUGUGUGUUUUCAGAUGCUUUCAAAAAAGCCAUCGGUCCAGAGGCAUACAUCAGAGCCACUGAUGAAGAUGGACAAAGUGAAGUGGGCUUUGUUUUGGAAAAAGCCAAGUUAACCCCUCAAUCUGAGCCUACCAUAAACCGCCUCGAACUAUCUGGAGCAGUGUUGGCAGUAGAAAUGGCAGACCUCGGGCCUCCCGAGUGGCGCAGCGGUCUAAGGCAUUGCAUCGCAGUGCUAGAGGCGUCACUACAGACCCGGCUUCGAUCCCGGGCUGUAUCACAACUGGCUGUGAUCGGGAGUCCCAUAGGGCGGCGCACAAUUGGCCCAGCAUCGUCCGGGUUAGGGGAGGGUUUUGCCCGGGCGGGCUUUACUUGGCUCAUCGUGCUGUAGUGACUCCUUGUGGUGGGCCGGGCGCCUGCAGGCUGACCUCGGUUGUCAGUUGAACAGUGUUUCCUCCGACAUAUUGGUGCGGCUGGCUUCCGGGUUAAGCGGGCAGGUGUUAAGAAGCACGGUUUGGCGGGUCAUGUUUCGGAGGACGCAUGACUCGACCUUCGCCUCCUGAGCCCGUUGGGGAGUUGCAGCGAUGAGACAAGAUCGAAAUUGGGGAGAAAAGAAAGGGGUUAAAAUACAAAAGAAAAUAUAUAUAUAUAAAUAAAAUAAAUGGCAGAGCUCACCCUAGACGAAAUAGACUAACUUCUACUGUGACAAUAAAGUAGUCUUGGGAUACAUAUACAAUGAGACUGAACGCUUCUACGUGUAUAUGCACAACAGAGUCCAACGCAUCCGUCAAUCAAUACGCCAGGAGCAGUGGAACUACGUGCCCACAGAACACAAUCCCACCGGCCACGCCUCAAGCUCGGUUCCCGCUUCCCAGCUCACCAGUACAUCAUGGUUCACGGGACCAGCGUUCCUGUACAAACCUAACCAAGCUCACCCAGAGAUGCAAGUUCUCUUAGAGCUGGUCAGUCCAGACUUGUAUGGUGAAAUCCGCCCCCAGGUGACAAGCUACAUCACUCAAGUCAAAGACAAACCACUUACCUCAGAGCGCUUCGAGCGCUUCUCCACCUGGAAAUCCCUACUGAGAGUUGUCACAUUCCUCAUCCAUGUUGUUCGCUCUCUCAAGCCAGACCCGACGGGCCAGCCGAAUGAAUGCAGAGGUUGGCAUCAUUGCAACAAACUCUGCACCCCAGCAGAGCUGUCUCAAGCCAAGAAUAUAAUCAGCAGGUCAGUUCAAAGAGAAGCCUACCCUGAGGUGUUCACUGCACACAAAGAGAAAAUAAACAUUUCUAAGAGCAGUUCACUUUCAAAGCUGAACCCCAUUUCGGAUGAAGGUCUCGUCAAAAUAGGAGGCCAUCUAAAACAUGCAUGGCUGGACAGUGGAGAGAAGAAUCCACUUAUCCUACCAAGACACAGCUACAUUUCCACACGGUACUACCACAAGCAGGUGAAACACCAAGGCCGCCAUCAGAGCAGCAGGCCUGUGGAUUGUCGGGGGUAAGAAGCUCAUCAGCUCUGUCUGACACAAGUGCGUCACAUGCUGGUAGCUCCGCGGGAAACAGGAUGAACAGAAAAUGGCAGACCUGCCACCCGAACGACUCAGCACAUCCCCUCCCUUCACGUAUGUGGGCUUGGAUGUCUUUGGCCUUUGGACAGUCACUGCUCGCCGUACCAGAGGAGGUCAAGCUCAAAGCAAACGCUGGGCAGUGCUUUUCACCUGCACGAGCACUCAGGCAGUGCACAUCAAAGUCAUAGAGUCCAUGGACACCUCCAGCUGCAUCAAUGCCCUCAGGAGGUUCUUUGCCAUCCAUGGACCAGCAAAACAGCUAAGAUCAGAUUGUGGAACAAACUUAAUAGGAGCCUGUAAGGAGUUGGAACUGGGAAAGGAGCAGAGUCAGAGGCCUAGUGUCCAGAGCUACCAAGCGAACAAGGUUACACAUGGGAAUUCAACCCUCCUCACUCUUCACACAUGGGAGGUGCCUGGUCUCGCUGGAGCCAUGAGUACCUCCCCACCUUGCAAAGCUGAUGAAAGUGGACUGAAGCACACCGCAACCUACAAGAGGGAUAUCUCAUGCUCUUAAAAGACAAUCAAGUCACCCGCAACGAAUGACCUAUGAAACUGGUCACUUCCACCUUCACCAGCAGUGACAGUAAGGUGCGUAAAGUGGAACUCAAGAUUACUGCUGAGGGGACCACUAAGAAGUUCCUGAGACCCGUCUCAGAGGUCAUACUCCUUUUAGCCAAAGAUGACUGAGGGUUUGCUAGUCUUUGAGGUAUGUGUGUAACGUUAAUUAAUAGUGGCCUCUUUCAGACGCCAGACGGGAGUAUUCUGCCUUCUAUUCUUUUGGCCAAGCGCCAUUUUGAGUUGGCGCCGUCCAGUGGCUGUUUUGUGUAGUCGCAGCUUGCGUGUACUAUGCUGUGCUGCUUCUUUGUUGGUGGUAAAACAGGAAAUAGAAAAUAAUGCAGUUCAGCCUCAUUGUUGGAAAAGAGUGAUGUAAUACUGCUGUUUAUCUUCAGCCAUCCUUCUUGUUAAGCCUUCGUAAAGCACUGCCUGUAAUUACAAAUAAUUUCAAAGAUGUUUAUCUUUUAGUAUUGUAAGUAUUUUCUGCAGGUCAUGUUUUAGUUCUGAGUUAAGUAAAUCGAUUACAUGUAUUCCCUCGCUAGUCUAGCCUGCCUGUUAAGUGCUGUUUUGCAGGUAGCUUCUCUCUAUGUGUGAUUUCUCUUCACACUUAACUUAUCUUACAUGUUAUUUAGAUACUAAUCCUGUUUGAACAAUAUUCAAGCAGGAUACGUACGUUUUCUAUAAACAGUGUUGGCCAAUUAUUGUAUUGUUCACUAUGCGAUUAUGAAACAUUGGUUAGACUCUGUUGUGCAUUUAUAUUGCCUUUUAGUCUGAGCUGCUCCAAUAAUUUCAUUUUUCUGUAUUGUUACAGUUUUACACCGUUUCAACUAUAAAACUGGAGGUUUAUGGAAAGCCAAUCCCUGACUCUGGUUCAAUUCUUGAUUUGAGUUUGGCUGGCUGUCAAAUUAUGGUUGAAUGCACCUUAAGGAGGACAGUACAAUUAUCGAAAAGCUGUACAAAUAGCAAUGAAGCCUAUUUGACAUUACCAUCUUGUAAAGCACUUCAGGAAAGAGUUGCAGGCCUCUAUAUAAUAGAUACAUUGAAAAGUACAGCAACUUUAGCAAAUAACAGAAUAGUGGCCUAAAUGAAUAACUGCAGGUGUUUGGGUAACCAAAAACACUGUUGCUAGUUCGGAAAUGUAACAGGAAGUAUUGUGUUUUUUACACCAGCCUAUCAGGUAGGUCUUUGACUUCAGACCUGCAUAUUAGUACAUACUUAUUUCAAGCAUUUAUCCAACGGUCAGAGGACUAACCUGAAGUCGGAGCUACACACCAAGAUGAUCCGGAUCUGGGUUGUUGGGGUAUUAUUCAGUACAAUAUGUAAGUUUUGCAAUUCAUACCUUGACCAUUCUGUUCAGUUCACAAUGUAAGAAUUUGAGGGGGAAAUGGUCUUUAUGGGGUUUCUGAUGCUGCUGAGCUUCCUUCAGGCCUAGUUCCUCUGAUUUAACCUUUCAAUCUGUUAUGCAUUUUUAGAUGUGACACAAUGCAACAAUGUCCAGCGGCAUAUUCAAGUUCAGGGGGUUCAAAUUGGUGACUCUGUGACUCUCUACUGUGUUUUCUCAAAGCAAGUAUUCAAUGAGGGAAACAUGUUCUGGUUUAAGCAAAUAAUGGGGCAAAUUCCUCAAGUUGGUGCAAGCAUGCAGAAAUAUGAGUUGAAGCCUAUAUUGUACAAGGAAUUUAACAAUUCAAAUCUCAUUGUGGAGAAAGCUGAAGCUGACGGGACAUAUCGUCUCACAAUCCCAAAGAUGGAACCAAUGGAUGAAGCUGUUUACUAUUGUGCAAGUAGGACAGAUUAUGAAGUCAACUUUAUCAAUGGGACCUUUUUAGUAUUAAAAGGUAAUGAGAAAAUAUUAAUGCCCUUUAUUUUUUGUUCAGUGUUCUUACAUCUUCAUAUGUUUUCUAUGUGUCUGUAUGAUUUUAUAGAUUCAUUGUUUCAGAUUGAUUUAUAUGAAACCAUAAAUGUACCAUUUAGGAAAGAAUCACCAGAGGUCUGAUUACAAGACUGUGGUACAGCAGCCAAUGUCUGACCCAUUCCACUCAGGAGAAAAUGUGACUCUGCAGUGUACAGUGCUCUCUGAGACCUGUACAGCAGAGCACAGUGUGUACUGGUUCAGAGCAGGAUCAGGAGAAUCCCAUCCAGGAGUCAUUUACACCCCUGGGAACAGGAGUGAUGAGUGUGAGAAGAGCCCUGAGACUCCCUCUCCUAAAAAGAGCUGUGUCUACAACCUCUCCAAGAACAACCUCAGUCUCUCUGAUGCUGGGACUUACUACUGUGCUGUGGCCACAUGUGGGGAGAUCCUGUUGGGCAAUGGAACAAAAUUGGACAUUGCCACUAACAAGAAAUGGAACGAGUCAGGUAGAAUCAGUUUAAUUGAAGUGUACAGAUGUAUGAUCUUAAUUUGAGCCAGUUUGCUACAGAAGGAAAAUAAUCCUGCAGCAACAGGAACUGUGGUUUAUUAUGUGGAUUAUAAUUAAUGGACAUUUUUGUAGGGGUUGAUACAUUUGUAGAUAGGGCAAAUAAGUCUGAAAUUACAAACUUUAGAAGCCUUUAUAAAACUCAAAUGCACAACAAGUUCUCAGCAACAUAAGAGUGAUCAAAUUAAGAUCUUACAUCUGUAGGCCUAAUGUUUUAAAGUACAUCAUUCUUUUAUAGUGCCAAUAUAUUAACCUACAUUUGGCAAUCUAUCUUUUUUUGGGGGGGGUAAAAAUUAUGAUAGAUACUUCAUGACAUUCAUUUUUAUUUUUGUUGCAGAAAGCGCUCUGGUAGUGGUUGUUGUAGGUUUGGCAGUGGCGUUGGUGUUGUGUGGGAUUGGGAUCAUCUUCCUUGCCUGCACCAGAAGUAAAGAGCAAGUCUGUGAAAAUUGCAAAGGUAAGCAAUACAAUUAUGAAAAUAUGCUAGAUAACUUUUGCUACCCUGAAGUUACAGUAGUUUUGAAUUGGUAUGGACAUUUAUCUUGUCUUUCGUCCCUGUCUGAUGAAAACCUUGUAACUCCAUUUUUGCCAAUGUCAUGUUUUUUACAUUUAUUGAAACAUGGUCAUUUUUCCCAUUUCCUGAAAAGUUUGUUUUGGAGAUGAUACAUUUUCAUCAGACAGCGACACUUAGUUUGAUUUAAUUGUUGUUUUCUAUUGAAGCAGUAGGUGCCUGUCGAGAAGGCAGACAUUACGGAUUAAGGGGAGAACAGGUAUAUUUUCAUUGUGAAAUGGUUCAAUUCCAAUUAUAGGCUGAAAUUCCUCAAUGACUCUACUGUAUAGCUCAUGAUAACCCUUGAAAACUACUCUGUGAUUAAAAAUAAGCCAGUAAUUAUAUAUUUUCCAACCAAUAUGUGGCCAACUGUCUCAUAGAAACAUUUUGUAUUUCUGUGAACAUAACCUUUAAUGGUUUGAAAAUGUAAUAUGAACAGCAUGUAACUGAGAAGUAUUUAUGUGCAAUAAUCAUGGUGUUACUAUGUUUCUAAAAUAUGUUCCUCCUUAGGAUCAAGAUGGAAAUAUGUUGAAUUAUGCUGCAUUGAAUUUCUCUGAGAGGAAAACUAAAAGAGGAAGAAAGAAGAGAGAGACACCACAGGAGAGUGUGUACUCUGAUGUCAGGUGCUCAGACUGGGAC
Messenger RNA from Coregonus sp. 'balchen', 13760 nucleotides. NCBI's taxonomy places the organism in Eukaryota, Metazoa, Chordata, Actinopteri, Salmoniformes, Salmonidae. The record is from the annotation of a GenBank genome assembly.